This is a messenger RNA of Miscanthus lutarioriparius, 876 nucleotides long. Lineage: Eukaryota; Viridiplantae; Streptophyta; Magnoliopsida; Poales; Poaceae. The record is from the annotation of a GenBank genome assembly.
AUGACGGGAGUGCAGUUAAUGGACCACAGCCGGGUGGCUCCGGCGAUAGCAGGAGCGGCGGCGGUGGCCCCGCCGGCGUUCAGCGGUGACAAGGCGGAUUCUGACGGUGGCGGCAGCGGCGGUGAAGCGGAUCAAAACGAUGGGAUGAGGACGCCUGAGCGCGGCGAGAACGCCGAGCGGGCGGAGGCGCCUUUGCGGAGGGCAAGGGUGUCCGUGCGCGCACGGUCCGAGGCCCCAAUGAUCAGAGAUGGAUGCCAAUGGAGGAAGUAUGGACAGAAGAUGGCCAAGGGUAACCCAUGCCCCAGAGCUUACUACCGCUGCACAAUGGCCACAGGAUGCCCAGUCAGGAAGCAGGUGCAACGGUGCGCGGAGGACAAGGCGGUGCUGAUCACCACGUACGAGGGCACGCACAACCACCAGCUGCCGCCGGAUGCGGCGGCGAUGGCCAAGACGACCUCCGCCGCGGCGGCCAUGCUCCUGUCGGGCCCGGCCGUCAGCCACGACGCGGGCGCGCUCUUCGCCGGACACCACGUCGCGGCCCCGGCGCUGCUCUUCCAGUACCACCACCCCUACGCGUCCGCCAUGGGCGGCGCACGCUCCACCAUCACCCUUGACCUCACGCACUCGCCGCCGCCGGGGGCGGCGGCGGCGGCUGCCGCGGGCCUGCUCCAGCACUACCGUCAGCUGUCACCCAUCCCCGCCAUGCCGCCGUUCACGAUGUACGGCUUCCCUGCUGCCUCUGGGCACAGGCCGGCGGCGACGCUGUUGGGUUUGGAGGCGCCGGUCGGCGCUGGAGACCAUGACUGCCGCGAUCACCAGCGACCCCAACUUCACCACGGCCCUGGCGGCCGCCCUGUCAAAUCAUCCGGAUGCUGA